AUGUUCUAUUUAGGGAGCGGGAGCGAGCCGGUUGAAGUGCAGUCUACUGGUUACAUUUGCUUAGCCUGUUUUCUGUCAAUGAAUGUGUUUUUUCUCUGAGUUGGUGAGCUGUUGUGGAAUUCAGCAAAAACUUAACUUUGGGAAAUGGCUCCAAAGAAGGGAAAAGGAGAUGAUGCACCAAAGCCACAGCCACUGAUUGGAAGGUUUGGCACCUCAUUGAAAAUUGGAAUUGUUGGCCUGCCCAAUGUUGGGAAGUCAACCUUUUUCAACGUGCUGACAAAGAAUCAGGCUGCAGCUGAAAAUUUCCCCUUCUGCACCAUUGACCCAAAUGAAAGCAGAGUGCCCAUUCCAGAUGAACGCUAUGAUUUCCUCUGCCAAUUCCACAAACCUGCCAGCAAAAUCCCUGCUUUCCUUAAUGUUGUUGACAUAGCUGGCCUGGUGAAAGGUGCUCAUGAUGGCCAGGGCCUGGGAAAUGCCUUCCUGUCUCAUAUCAGCGCCUGUGACGGCAUCUUCCACAUGACACGUGCUUUUGAGGAUGAGGAUAUCAUCCAUGUUGAGGGGACAGUGGACCCAGUAAGGGAUAUGGAGAUCAUCCACGAGGAGCUGAGGCUGAAGGAUGAGGAGAUGAUCGGCCCUAUUAUUGACAAGCUGGAGAAGACGGCCAUUAGAGGCGGUGACAAGAAACUCAAACCAGAAUACGACGUUAUGUGCAAAAUCAAGAGCUGGGUGCUGGAUGAAAAGAAACACGUCCGCUACUAUCAAGAUUGGAAUGACAAGGAGAUCGAAGUGUUGAACAAAUACUUGUUUUUGACAUCCAAACCAAUGAUUUACCUCGUUAACCUCUCUGAGAAAGACUACAUCAGGAAAAAGAACAAAUGGUUGGUGAAAAUCAAGGAGUGGGUGGACAGUCAUGACCCCGGAGCCUUGGUCAUCCCCUUCAGUGGCGGCCUGGAGAGCCAGCUACAGGACAAGAGUGAAGAGGAGAGGCAGAAGUACUGCACAGAGCACAAGACACAGAGUGCCCUGAGCAAGAUCAUCAAGGCAGGCUACGCAGCCCUGCAGCUCGAGUACUUCUUCACUGCUGGACCAGAUGAGGUCCGUGCAUGGACCAUACGGAAAGGAACUAAGGCUCCACAGGCUGCAGGGAAGAUCCACACAGACUUUGAGAAGGGCUUCAUUAUGGCAGAAGUAAUGAAAUUCCAGGAUUUUAAAGAGGAAGGCAGCGAGAGCGCUGUCAAGGCAGCAGGGAAAUACAGACAACAAGGAAGAAACUACAUUGUUGAAGAUGGAGACAUCAUCUUUUUCAAAUUCAACGCACCAAAUGCACCAAAGAAAAAGUGACACAAGAACAAUCUGUUUGUUUACAUAACUGACUGUGCUGUGACUGUUACCCCCCUUUUUUCCUUAGGCCUGACACCCACUGCCACACUCUCGCUUUCUGUUUCCCGUUCUGCAGGAUCAAAUCCCCCCUCUUUGCCGAAGCGCAGGUUCAGUAAACUCUGACAGCUUUACUAUUUAAGAUCAGGAUCGGCCCCCACUCCAAAUUGUAGCAGCAUUUGAAGGAGCAUAUUACUCUCCAGAUACUUCAUUAAUCUCCAUCACGGUUGCCAGCUCUGACACAGCUGACAGCAGGGACAAUGCCACCUGCUCCUCUCCCCCUUCAGCAGAUAAUGCAUGUUUUACAGUAGCCCAGAUGUCUACACUCAAUAAAACAUUUGACAAAACCA
Messenger RNA from Siniperca chuatsi (mandarin fish), 1727 nucleotides. RefSeq names its product obg-like ATPase 1. The record is from RefSeq and is a predicted model, not a curated record. The coding region runs from base 145 to 1341 and encodes 398 amino acids. NCBI's taxonomy places the organism in Eukaryota, Metazoa, Chordata, Actinopteri, Centrarchiformes, Sinipercidae. The transcript is spliced from 11 exons. Gene Ontology annotation, cellular component: cytoplasm. Gene Ontology annotation, molecular function: ATP hydrolysis activity; ATP binding; GTP binding.